CCUGUGCGUCCUUUGCUACAAUUUGCUACUUUCCAUUGUCCUACACGAGUCGUCGCUAAAGGGAUUAUAUCAUUCACUCAGAACUGAAUUUACACCCUCCUCAAAAUGGAGUUUGCCAUGAUAGGUGCAGAUAAUGGGUGCAAAACUCGACUGCCUUACGGGUAUGCUCGCGCACGGGAAAGGGAGCACGAACGGGAGAGACAGGUACAGCAGGCAACAGCCGCUGCGGAAGGUGCAGCAAGUGGAGAGGGAGGGGAGUCCUCUGGACAUCUCCUUAACAACCACCAGCAGCAUCAGUCUCGCACCGCCUCCUCAUCAAAUGCCAACAACAGUAGCGGCAGUACCGCCUCGCGCCCCUCCUCCUCGCAACAGCCACAGCAGCACUACCAUGAGUCCGAGCAGCAGGUUCUCAGAGAAAGGAAAAAGCAACGCGGCGUAGGACGUUGGAGAAGGAGUCGCCAGACUCUCGGUGGGGAUUUGCGCCACUCGGAGUUGGCGCUACUUGGAUCAGAGGAGGAUAUGAUAGAGGAGGACGAGGCGGAAGGCGGGGAAGAGGAGGACAGGGGAAGCAAGAGUUCCAGUUUUCUCUGUAAUAUGGAUGAUGAAGAGACUGUCUCACUCACAGACAGACGUCCCCAAUCAGGAUACGCAAAUGUUUACAGUGAAUAUGGGUGCAGCGAAAGAGUUGUUAUUAAUGUGUCCGGACUAAAGUUUGAAACUCAACUUAAGACUCUCACACAGUUUCCUGACACUCUUUUGGGAGACCCGGACAAACGAAUCAGGUACUUCGACCCUCUAAGGAAUGAAUAUUUUUUUGACAGGAACCGACCAAGCUUCGACGCUAUUCUUUAUUAUUACCAGUCAGGGGGGCGAUUGAAGAGACCCCAAAAUGUACCUUUUGACAUAUUCUCUGAGGAGGUGAAAUUCUAUGAACUCGGAGAGGAGGCAAUACUGAAGUUUCGGGAGGAUGAGGGUUUUGUCAAAGAGGAAGAGAAACCCUUACCAGAGGACGAGUUCAAACGCCAAGUUUGGCUUCUUUUUGAAUACCCAGAGAGCUCACAACCUGCGAGAGGGAUUGCAGUCGUGUCCGUUUUAGUCAUCGUUAUAUCAAUAGUCAUUUUCUGUAUGGAAACGUUGCCAGAGUUCAGGGACGAAAAAGAAUACCUUAAACCACGAGACAAUUCGACAGAACCUCAUGGACAGACUCCUUUUAACGACCCUUUUUUCAUUGUGGAGACGGUAUGCAUUAUUUGGUUUUCAUUUGAGAUUAUAGUGCGCUUCUUUGCAAGUCCAAGUAAAACGGAUUUCUUUAAAAACAUUAUGAAUACUAUAGACAUUGUAUCCAUUUUGCCUUAUUUCAUCACGCUCGGCACAGAUCUUGCUCAACAGCAAGGCAAAGGGGACCAGGCAAUGAGUUUUGCAAUAUUGAGAAUAAUCCGCCUUGUCAGAGUCUUUCGCAUCUUUAAACUCUCCAGGCACUCCAAAGGACUGCAGAUCCUCGGACAUACCCUCCGCGCCAGUAUGAGGGAACUAGCGCUUCUGAUUUUCUUCCUCGUUAUUGGUGUUAUUUUGUUCUCAAGUGCAGUGUACUUCGCCGAGGCAGACGAACCCGCGUCUCAAUUCACAAGUAUUCCCGACGCUUUUUGGUGGGCUGUCGUCACUAUGACCACGGUCGGAUAUGGAGACAUGAAACCAAUUACCGUCGGUGGCAAGAUAGUGGGCUCGCUCUGUGCAAUAGCGGGUGUGUUAACCAUAGCUCUUCCAGUGCCCGUCAUUGUAUCCAACUUCAAUUACUUCUACCACAGGGAGACUGAUAAUGAAGCAGACCCGCCACCGGUUGUUGAAGCCCCACCACCUAUCUGCCCCUAUUUCCCCAACUUUCUUAAAAAAUUCAAAGGGUCCCCCUCAGGCUCUUCGCUGGGUGAUAAAGCGGAGUACAUGGAGAUGGAAGAGGGGGUAACGGAGUCGCUGUGUGGGGUGGAUACAAGCCUGAGUAAAGGAAACGGGACAGACAUUGGCAGGAAAAACAGUACAAGUUCAAAGUCACAACAGACUGACGUGUGAUGACAAAAAACAACAACAUUAUUCUCGUGAAGAAAGAUAUGCUGUCAUAUCACACACACAUAGGUGGUCCGACUCACACAAGUGCGCACUUGCGCGCAAUGCACACACGACACACUUUAUAUUUAGCUAGACCUUGGGAAGCUCAAACGUGGUGUUUUAUUCUGCUUAGAGGAAUAUAAUCAUACGGAUUUAUAACUAUAAUGACCAAUGUAAUCCGAUGAUAUCAGAUACAGGCUACCUAUCUGGGCCUUGUAAACCUACAAAUGAAAUCGAACAUAUUUAAGGGACAGGCUAAGGCAUAUGCACUUUAUCAGUUUCAUUUGUCAAUAAUGGAAGGGGAGAUGUAGUUAUUGUUUUGCUGUUAUGCGAUAAAGUCAACGUUUAUAGUAGGCCUAGUUUGCACUAUUGUAAAAGCUUGUUUGAGACGCUGACUUUCAAGAGAGAUAGACUUGGAAGUUAUGCUGAGAGACAGGAACUGUAGGACAUAUGGCAACCUAGACACCCUUUGUCUGACAUAAUGAGCAUUGAGAUGUUUUUAUUCUGAACAAUAAUGAAUUCUUAUUGCGUUUCAGUGUAGGUCUAACCCCUCUGUGUACACAAUAAAAUAAUCAUUCAAUAUCGAUCGGAAACAUUGAAAUAGCUAAAUCAUUUGUGAGAUUCUUGAGUAAAUGAGCAUGAUGCCUAUUUUGGCAGCACACUGAGGUCAACAAGGGAGACGCUUGGCAAACAACAUUCUUUGCAACGAUCAGGACAAAAUGAAGCCUUGUAUUGACCGAACACCGAGGUGAAGCACAGGAGUUACACUGGCUACUCUGCAGACUGACAUGAGAAAUGGCUCCACACUGGCUGUCACGAGAGGUCCUGCACGGGAUAUCUUGCGCCACUACAACUCCGUCCCUUUAAAACCACCUCAAACUAACUGACAAUAUCCCUUUACACGGACGUUGACUGAAGCUUAUUUGGGGGAAAAAUGACUGUCAUCAUGGAAACUUUGGGUUUGUGAACUUAAUCUCUUAUUCGUUGGACAGUGCACAUUUCUCUCAAAUGAGAAAGGAAGGUCUGUUGGGCAUCCCAGAAAGCACCAAGAUCUCCAGCAGGCGGUUGUUUUCCAAGUGCUGUCAGUUGAUGGCUUAGGAGAGGAUGUGCUGGCUGGUACUCUUGGAAUUGUCAGAGAGAGAGCUAAUAUUAUGACUGGUCAUCUGGGGUGAGACAACGGACAUCGAUAACCACAGAUCUACUGCAAGAGUGAACCCAGCGAUCGGACAUCGGAAGUUUGAAUGGACAAAUUAGACAUUGGGACACUAUACAGAGUGCACAAGAAACGAAAAUCUUUCCUAGUAAACCUGGAGGCAGGGAAAUGAGUAAGUCAUGUCCCAAAUGAUUGCCUUAAUUAUUACAUAUAUACCUAUAUAUGAAGUGAUGAAACUAGAGACUUAUCCGAGUUCAAAUAUGUUUUUCUUUAUGUGUGAAACAGUGUCUUGUAAGGAAGAGAUGUGAAUAUUUUAAUAAGAUAGAGAAAAAUAGUUUGGUUGUAAUGUCGACAAUGUUUUAGUUGGGUCUGCUUUGUAGGUGUCAUUGAUAACCAAAUGGUGGAGCUGCUCUCUGCUUACUUGCAGCCAGCAGAAUGAGUCAAUCUAUUUUUAUCUCAUUUCGUAUUGUCAACCAAAAUAAGGCUGGCUUGAGGCGGAGCUGCUCGCUCAGCUACCAGCUACAAUGUCUUUCAAUUCACAACAUCAUGUUAUGACAACCAUAUUUCAAUUCAGAAAGGAGUAGGGAGUCAAAAAUUAGACAAAAUGACUCAAUAUACAUGAAACAUAUCUGAUUAUUCUUCUCCUCUAUUUUUCACAUACUGUAAGCAUCUGGUCACACACUCUCAAACACAAAAGAUGUCAGGUACGCACACACGUACGCACGCACACGCACACACACACACACACACGCACACGCACACGCACACGCACACGCACACGCACACACACACACACAC
Molecule: messenger RNA, 4051 nt
Organism: Oncorhynchus gorbuscha (pink salmon)
Lineage: Eukaryota; Metazoa; Chordata; Actinopteri; Salmoniformes; Salmonidae
Gene: kcna4
Product: potassium voltage-gated channel, shaker-related subfamily, member 4
Exons: 2
Coding region: 106-2064 (652 amino acids)
Biological process (GO): protein homooligomerization; potassium ion transmembrane transport
Cellular component (GO): membrane; voltage-gated potassium channel complex
Molecular function (GO): potassium ion binding; protein binding; delayed rectifier potassium channel activity
Source: RefSeq, a predicted model, not a curated record